Melanaphis sacchari is the source of this 1496-nucleotide messenger RNA. Its product is annotated as calmodulin-lysine N-methyltransferase. The transcript has 2 exons. Gene Ontology annotation, molecular function: calmodulin-lysine N-methyltransferase activity. Bases 134 to 973 code for a protein of 279 amino acids. The record is from RefSeq and is a predicted model, not a curated record. Gene Ontology annotation, cellular component: cytoplasm. Lineage: Eukaryota; Metazoa; Arthropoda; Insecta; Hemiptera; Aphididae.
GAUUAAAAGUACCGAGUACCAUCUAUAAAUAUUAUUUUAUUUUCCUGUUUCUUGCAGGACAUUUUCUGUGAUAUAUAAUCAAAAAAAAAAAUACCAUUAAUUUAAGUCAAAAAUUAUAAUAAUAUGUUGAAUAAUGAAUGCUAAAGAACGUGCACGUAAUAGAUGGAAAUUAUUGGCAAAUACAGUCAGUAAAAAAUGUCAAGACCAAAUAUUUGCAUCACAAAUAAGCUAUGAUCUCUUUAAUAUUGAAUGCAUCAAUACUGAAUGGUCUAAAUAUUCUUCAUGUGUUCAAAACAAUAAUUUCUCAGCAAUUGUAUGUCGAUCUCCUAUAAUUGUUACGCCUGAGGAACUUAUGGGCUUUAACAAUACUGGAAAUGUUCGUAUAUGGCCAUCUGAAGAAGUACUAGCUUAUUAUGUACUAUCAAAUCUGGAUUUAUUCAGAGAUAAGACUGUACUUGAGCUGGGCGGUGGUAUGAGCUGUUUGGCAGGUAUAAUGGCUGCUUUAUAUGGUUUUUGUAGUGAUGUUCAUUUGACUGAUGGAAAUCCGAAUUCUGUGUACAAUGUUGAGCGUAUACUUGAGAAAAAUGUGUUCACAACCAAAGUUACUUGUUCGGUGUUGAAAUGGGACCAAAGACCUGCAAACAUUUGUCAUUACGAUGUGGUAUUAGCCGCUGAUUGCCUGUUUUUUGAUGAAGCUCGUGACGAUUUGGUGCAUACUAUUGCUGCAUCAUUAUCAUUUGAUGGAGUUGCAUUGGUUGCAGCACCAAAACGAGGAACUACUUUGUACGAGUUCAUAAACAUGGCACAGCAAGAGGGUUUGAUAUGCACCAUACAACAAAACUACAACUCUCUGGUAUGGGAACGUCACUCUAAACAAAUUCUCUACAAUCCAUCGUAUGAUGCAGAUUCACAUUAUCCAUUGUUGAUAAGUAUUACCAAAGCGACCAAAAUUAUUGAUUGCCAAUUUCAAUAAAUUAUUUAAGAUAAAAAUUAUAUACAUCAGUUAAAAUUAAAAUAUUGAAGCUGACAAUCCAAUAGUGUCAGUAAAUAAGUACUUGACUUUUCAAUACUAAAAAAAUCAAAAUAAUAAUCAACUUCUAAAAAUCCAUAUUUUUUUAAUUGAUAUUUACAAUAGUAAAUCCAUAGGAGGGCACAAUUAGAUCAAUCAUCUCCCUAUUGUUUUUGAAUUUAUUUAUUUUUCAUUUUGUAGUAAAACAAUUGUUAUAAAAUUUACAUAUAGAAGUGUGUUUUAAAAAAUUCUAUUUCAAAAUAUAUUAAUUUAUAGCAAAUUUUCUCUCAUCAUCCCUCUAUAUUAAAUGGUGUUAUAAUGGUUUAUAAGUAGUGUAGUUUCAAAAUUUUGUUUGUUAAAUGAUUAUAAAGUUUCCACUCCCAUUUUAUGGGGCUGGAUCCAUCCAUAGAUUCUUAUAUUUAUAAUCCAGUAAUUACAUUUCAGUAUUUAUUUAUAGAUUUUAUUGUUAAUAUUUUUUAAAACUACU